Molecule: messenger RNA, 1122 nt
Organism: Recurvomyces mirabilis
Lineage: Eukaryota; Fungi; Ascomycota; Dothideomycetes; Mycosphaerellales; Teratosphaeriaceae
Exons: 2
Coding region: 1-1122 (373 amino acids)
Source: RefSeq, a predicted model, not a curated record
AUGUCUUACACAGAAUUCGAAUCCCUCGCCAACGUUCUCGGCCACUGUCUCGAGAAUCCAGAACAACACGAGAUCUCAUUCAACUUUCCGGUCACUGAACUGCUUCCUCCGGAUGUCAAACCUCAUCUGGAGAUACCGCGAGACCUCAGCUAUAGGGAGAUGCCUGACGUUCGUGCUUACUUGCCCGAUCCGAACGAUCUGAACUUCCUCCACCGUAUACCGGUCAACAUUACUCCCGCGAUGCAUGGUGUAUCUCCAGAUCUGCAUUCGCGUUGUUUGAUCGCGAGUAUUGAGCGUCUUAGUGCGAACAAGGGGAGCUCGACAUUCGAUAUCGUGGGCUACUACGAGGGCCGUGUCAUUGUGCAUCACAUUCAUCUAGCGACCACGUGGAAGAUUAGCAGUGGCGAGGUCACUGAGGUCAAAGGUUUCUGUCUUGAUGAGGACGAAUUUGACUACAUCCCCACCGCUAAGGAGACCUUCUGCAACCACUUCAUCCGCCGUGGCCUUGAUGCAGAUGGCAACGAGAUCAAGCUCCGCCUCAAAAGCCUCGAAAAUUUGAGUGAGCACGCUGUAGUCUGGGUCCGGCCACCAACUUGCAGGCACAAGAUCCAAAUCGAAAUCGCUUCCCUCUGGCACGCAACCGAGGGAAAAGUCCUGAUGCUCGCAUGCGAUGAGCCAGGCUGUUCGGCACUCUUUUUCUCCGAGCACGAACGGAAGAAGAUUGAGCUCGGAUUCGAGAAGCGUAGACGUCAACAGUUCCUGGCGGAGCAGCAUUGGUGGGCUCUAUUCGACUUCUGUACGGAGGAUAGGUAUGCCUUGGUUGAGAUUGGAGAUGCGCAGAUGUUGCAGGCGCUGGGAAUUGCGCUGCCUUCUAUGCGAGCGCCGGAGACGGUCAUGCCGGGUGUUAUGUCUUUGGUUGACUCGAUUGAGAUUCGAGCUGCUGUUGCUGGGCUUGAGUGGGAGUUUGGAGGUGCACAGGGUUUGGCAAGGACGAUGGCUCUAAGGGAGGCGCAUGGAAGAUUGAUUCAGAUGGCUGAGGUGGCUAUCCGGGCUUUGGUGAACAGGUCGGUAAUGGACGGGUCGAAUAAGGCUGAAGUUAGGGAUGAUAUGGUCGCUGAAUAG